AUGUGCCCGUCUCGACGUGGUGUGCAGUGUAUUAUCGCGCGCGCGGAUGCGACGGCCGACGAGGAAGCGGGUGUAGCACGACCGGACGGGAUUCCGCUUGCGUUGUGUCAUGUGUACGAUGACGGAGAAGGAUCCGAGUUGAGGUGGCUCCCGAGACGCGCGAAUUUUCCCGCGAACAGUGCCGAUCGUGCAUCGCCGUUGACCCACGGAGCCGGCAAACUGGAGAUCCUGGGGAUGUUCCCGCCGCGCACGGAGGCGCCGACAGCCGACAAGCUGACGUUCUGCUACGCACCCCAUGUCGACAUGGCCACGGUCAUCGAAGUCGAGGACCGUCUAACUGGUCAUGGUGGCAUCUCCUCGCUGGGCGGCGGGAAUUCGUCGCCCUAUUCCGGUGCCCAUCACCACGGACACCGGGGAAACGGAAACGGGGGCGGUAUGCCCCACCACGGAGGCGCCUCGUUACCGACCGCCUCCGACUUCCAACCCCCUUAUUUUCCACCCCCGUUUCCUUCGCAUCAUCAUGCACCCGCUAGCCCCCAGCAUCCCGGCCUCGGCCAACCGCAACACCUGGAUUACCUCGUCGGUGAUCCUUAUACGCAAACGCUCAACACACUACACCAACACCAUUACAAUCACCUGAGCGCUGCCGUCACCGCGGGCCAAAGGAGCGGCGAUCUCAGAAGAGACGCCGAGGGAAUUCACGUGACGAACAUGCACGCGUCUUUCCCGUACGACGGCGGACGCAGUAGUGGUGGAGGCGGCGGUGGCGGAGGCGGCGGCGGUGGCGGUGGUGGCAGCGGUGGAAGGGGUGUCGAGUAUGGCGCCGUACGCCGUCCUGACGCCCUCCUACCGCCUCCGGGCCUCGACCAGACCGACCUCGUUCUACACAGCAGCCUCGUUGACGACCCCCAGGUGAGCGACGAUAACACAAAUGUGGAUGACGGAGGGUUCAUGAACGACCUACCACUAUUAAAAAAUAUGAAACCUUCGGACAGGAGCGAGAAGGCUAUGUUGUCCGGAAACGCGCAACCGUCGGACGUAUUCUGUUCGGUCCCAGGACGAUUAUCGUUACUAAGCAGCACCAGCAAGUACAAAGUUACGGUAGCGGAGGUACAAAGACGACUGUCGCCACCGGAAUGUUUGAACGCGAGUCUCCUCGGUGGCGUGUUACGAAGGGCGAAAUCCAAAAAUGGUGGGCGUCUGCUUAGGGAAAAAUUGGAAAAAAUUGGUUUGAAUCUACCAGCCGGUAGAAGGAAGGCCGCCAACGUCACGCUCUUAACAUCUUUAGUGGAAGGAGAAGCCAUUCACCUUGCCAGGGACUUUGGCUACGUUUGCGAAACCGAAUUCCCCGCGAAGCAAGUCGCCGAAUAUCUCAGUCGGCAGCAUUGCGAACCACAAGACUCCUACAGGAGAAAAGAACUUCUUCAUGCCACCAAACAAAUCACCAAAGAGCUGAUGGAUCUUUUGAAUCAGGACAGAUCGCCGCUCUGCAAUACGCGGCCACAACAUAUCCUCGAUCCCAGUAUACAGAGACAUCUCACCCAUUUUUCUCUCAUAUCACACGGAUUCGGAAGUCCUGCAAUCGUGGCCGCUUUAACGGCUAUACAGAAGUUCCUAAGCGAGUCUUUGAAUCAUCUAGAGAAGAUGUAUCCCGGGAACGGUAGCGGUGUGACGAGCAGUCAACAGUCGAAUCUCGACUCCAACAAAAGUAAGGACAGCGCGCUGAUGAACGACAUGAAGAAGUGA
Cyphomyrmex costatus is the source of this 1746-nucleotide messenger RNA. It is a transcript of the gene TfAP-2, whose product is annotated as transcription factor AP-2. Gene Ontology annotation, molecular function: DNA-binding transcription factor activity, RNA polymerase II-specific; RNA polymerase II transcription regulatory region sequence-specific DNA binding. The record is from RefSeq and is a predicted model, not a curated record. The transcript has 9 exons. Lineage: Eukaryota; Metazoa; Arthropoda; Insecta; Hymenoptera; Formicidae. Gene Ontology annotation, biological process: regulation of transcription by RNA polymerase II; regulation of cell population proliferation; anatomical structure development. Gene Ontology annotation, cellular component: nucleus. Bases 1 to 1746 code for a protein of 581 amino acids.